This is a messenger RNA of Bipolaris victoriae FI3, 795 nucleotides long. RefSeq lists its product as hypothetical. The transcript has 3 exons. NCBI's taxonomy places the organism in Eukaryota, Fungi, Ascomycota, Dothideomycetes, Pleosporales, Pleosporaceae. The coding region runs from base 1 to 795 and encodes 264 amino acids. The record is from RefSeq and is a predicted model, not a curated record.
AUGUCCCAAACCGUCAACUUCCUCACAAACUUCGCCAGCCUCCCUGCCACAGCCCCAUCAUCCCACGCCCACAUCAUCAGCGACUUCGCCUGCAGCACCUCGACCCCCCACAUCCAAGACGCCAUCGUCACUCUCGUCUACAAAAUCUCACCCAGCACACUCUUCACAUUCCUCGAACCCGACAUCAAAGAAUUCCAACUCGUGCAGACGCGCAGGCAAGGCAAGGACGCAGGCGAGAAGCUCGUAGUUAUGAAACGAGGCCGUAAAGUCAUUAUAGGUCUCGCAAACCCCUCCCCAGACCUCUUCGACACCCUCGAAUUCGACAAUCUCGUUCGCUUGGAAAUCGACAAAGAGGGAGCGUGGAAAGUCAUGUAUGCGUCGUAUCGUGAUUACUUUCGCGAGAGCUGGGAUGAUGUUUGGGAUGGUAUAACGGUGAAUCGGGGGUGGGAUGAUCUUAGUCUCAGGGCUUGGGUGGAGGACCCGAGGUCGGAGAGUAGGAGAACGUUGGAGAUUUUGGCGGAUGAAUUGAUGGCCCUCAACUCCCCCACCAAACCCUCCCCAUCAACGAGCGACAACAAAACCUCAAACUACACCACCGCCUUCUCACCCCUCCCCCCUUCUACCUCAGCAACCCACGCCCACAUCCUCAACCUCCACUCCCCUCCCGCGCACCCAACCCUACAAGACACACUCGUAACAACCCUCUACCACACCUCUCCGGCAACGCUAUCCCGCUUCCUAGACCCCACGGUGCAUAAUUUCAAGGAGAUACUCGAAAAAAAAGGGGGGAUGUGA